Messenger RNA from Scomber scombrus (Atlantic mackerel), 1175 nucleotides. RefSeq lists its product as uncharacterized. The transcript is spliced from 5 exons. NCBI's taxonomy places the organism in Eukaryota, Metazoa, Chordata, Actinopteri, Scombriformes, Scombridae. The coding region runs from base 154 to 1071 and encodes 305 amino acids. The record is from RefSeq and is a predicted model, not a curated record.
UAUGUGUCCGCUGCAGGGGCUGAUGGGAGGUUUGAGGACCUGUUAGAAACCACGUGGCCCUCGUCUGAUCUCACAGCUCGUCCUUGUUUGGCCUCAGCUGCAUCAGAGCGCCACUUCUCCCCAGGUUCACCAGAGGAAACACCACUUCACAAAAUGCUUUUCCUCCCAGCUGCUGCUCUGUGCUGUCUGUGUUCAGCGCUGGUUGCCAUGGCAGCACAGCUGAUUCAGGAGGAUUUAACGUUGACCAGGAGAGCUGGUAAAAAAGUCUCCUUCAGCUGUCGAGGAACUGAGGAGUGUUACAGUAGUUAUUCUGUAUACUGGUACCAGAAGAAAGACACAGAAACAUUCACAAGGAUUCUUAAUAUUCGCAUGAGUGAUGGUAGAGUAGAUAAAAAUUAUUACAAUCAUCCUCAGAAAGAGGAUUUCUCAGCUGCAAAGAAACAGAACAACUAUGAGUUGCAGAUCCAGACAGUUCAACUCUCACAUUCAGCCACCUACUACUGCUCCUGUUGGAAAUCUGGCUCCCACAACUGGGUCCUCGUCUUUGGCUCUGGGACUAAACUGUUUGUAGAUGAGCAGGUAGUGAAGCCGGUGGUGAGCGUGUAUCCAGCAGCAUCCAGAGCCCACCUGGAGGGGAAGAGCUCCCUGCUGUGUCUGGCCUCAGCCAUGUCUCCUCCUCUGGUCCGGUUCUCCUGGAAAAGACAGAAGAAGAACGGCCCACUGGAGGAGCUGACCUCUGCUGAGGGAGAGCAGCUGGAGCUCAGAGAGCCGGGACGCAGCGCCUCCAUCCUGCUGCUUCAUCAGCAAGAGAACAGCACAUAUAAAUACUACUGCGACGUCAAGCACGAGGGGGGCAAAGUGGAGGCCCAAACAGAACAAGAGGUUUUUGUUCCACCUCCACCAGCUCCGGCAGCUAUACCAGAUUUUGUCCCGUCUCAGUACCAGGUGCUGCUGCUCUGUGUGCUGUACACAGUGCUGAUAGUGAAAAGUCUGGUGUACUGCUGUGGACUCUCUCUGCUGAUGAUCCUCAGAAACAAGGGACCGUCCACUAACUGCACACAUGCUGACUGACUAACUGUCCUCCAGCUUUAACUUCUCACUGACAACUGUUAAAUCCUGAAGAUAAAGUCGACAACUGAUCCUGAGGAAUGUGAGGAUCUCAUUAGCUUUUUAUU